AUGAACCUCUCCACCAUCUACAGCCUUUUGCUAUUCGUCCUAAAAGCCUCUGCCGAUCAAGGCCAGGCCCGCAUUAUCGGGGGCUACUCUGUGUCCCAUCACUCUGUUAAAUACCAGGUGUCGCUGCAGAGACGGGGGGGCUUCCAUUACUGCGGGGGUUCCCUGAUCCGACGGAGAUGGGUUCUGACGGCCGCCCACUGCCGCAUUAGGGCUGCCCACAUGCAGAUUGUGGUGGGAGAGCACUCGCUGUUCAGACGGGAAGGCACGGAGCAGGUAUUCUAUCCCCUGAAGCUAAUAUCCCACCCGCAGUACAACCUCACAACCAAAAAUGGCGAUAUCAUGCUUAUUAAGCUGUCACGCAUGGCCUACCUGAACUACUUUGUUGGGAUCGUGGCCCUGCCUCGCAGAGCGGCGUUCCUGACCCCGGGAACGAGUUGCCGAGUGUCCGGCUGGGGAUUGACCAACUCCAAGGGCGGGCGCUUGCCGGCCCAGCUCCGAGCGGUGAGGGUGCCCAUCGUGGACACGUCCUGGUGUAAUGGCAGCCAGUCCUACAGCGGGAAACUCACCCGCAACAUGAUCUGUGCCGGCUUCUGGUCCGGGGGCAAAGAUGCUUGUCGGGGUGAUUCCGGAGGGCCGCUUAUAUGUCAAGGCCGGCUGUACGGCGUGGUAUCCUGGGGCAAUAACUGUGCAGAGAUUCACUACCCAGGAGUGUACACUGCCGUGGCGAAAUUCCGCAAGUGGAUCGAUUGGACCAUCUUUCAAUCUUAA
Callorhinchus milii (elephant shark) is the source of this 768-nucleotide messenger RNA. Its product is annotated as trypsin-3-like. The transcript has 5 exons. NCBI's taxonomy places the organism in Eukaryota, Metazoa, Chordata, Chondrichthyes, Chimaeriformes, Callorhinchidae. The coding region runs from base 1 to 768 and encodes 255 amino acids. Gene Ontology annotation, molecular function: serine-type endopeptidase activity. Gene Ontology annotation, biological process: proteolysis. The record is from RefSeq and is a predicted model, not a curated record.